AUGGGAAGCAGUUCCACGUAUCUAGAACUUCAGCAGAUUUGCCUCUCAGCCACCCAGGAUAUAAAUCGACCUGUGGUUAUUAAUGAUGCCACCAUCGAGGGCCGACAACGGGACAGAGCGUCUUUUAGUCAAGUCACGAAUUCCAUUACACAGAUAAAUGUCUGUACUCGGUUGACAAACACCAGCCCUCACCCGAUUCUCGUGGGGGAAGGGUUUAUGGCCAAGGUCAAAAGGUUGAACGACGCCUUGUCAAAGGCCGUCAUCCAUAUCGUGGAUAAUUGGUGGGAAGACGACGCGUCCGGCUACCGCUCUAGAAUGCCCCUGGACUCUCAUCAGGAGGCAGUGUUGAAGUGGGUACAUCAGCAGAGUAGAAAUGGAUCGAUGCGCCCUUUCAAGGAUUCUAUGGGCCAUUUUAGACCAGACCUUGUGUUAACUGAUGGCGACGACUCUUUGACAGUGCCCUUUCGCGUUUGUGAAAUCAAUUGUCGGAACCCUUUCAAUGCUAUUCUCAGUUCGGUCUAUCGAUACGAAACAGUAUCGCGGUUAUUGAAGCCCCCUGUCGCGGUUCAGCCGGCAGCUGACUGGGAGGGUAUGGUGGAGGAUUUAUUCACUCUUUUUGACCCCAGUUUACCGAUUCACCUUGUUGCGGGACGCGAUGAAAUGUCCCGAGAAGACUUUACCUCUCUAGCCCACCGGCGAACUGGCCUCUGCCCUAGGAUAAUAAAACUAUCUGACCUGAGGUUGGAGCCAGACGCAUCUUCUCAGACCGACUACGCUCUUUAUUGCAGCUAUCAAGACGCGGGAGAUCAAGAAACAAAGCUGGAGAGGAUACAUCAGGCCGUUCCCCUGCUUUUUGCAGAUGAGUUCUGCCAGCUUUCAUACCACUUACUGUGCCACCUGGCAUUUGUGGCUGUGAAUGAUUUCCGAAGCAUAUUACUCCUCGACGACAAACGAUUACUGGGUAUCGUUCGACAGGAGGCGGAGGCCCUUAGCGACAUCGGAAUCCUCACUCCACAACAGGCUAUCCUCCUGAAGGAAGCGAUCGUACCUACUAUCCUCCCAAGGUCCCAGGAACUAGAGCAUAUCGUGCACAGCUACCGUGAAGGAAAGAUCUCCAAGGGUGAUUUUAUCUUCAAGCCGUGGAGUCUCAGCCGUGGUAACGGUCAUUUGCUGGGCGAAACCCUUUCUGCCCAGGAAUGGGAGCAGCACUUGCUCAACAUGCAAGGCCUGGAUCUCUCUACUACCGACAACACCCUGUAUCUAUUGCAACCAUACAUCAAGCAGCCUACGUUUAGACUCUAUCUGGAGGAUGACACCAAACACACCGACACCUACAUGGUCGGUACUUACCACGCUGUGAAUGGCCGUUUCGUUGGAUUGGGGACCUGGCGAACAGGACCAGGGAGAAUAUGCACCGGCUUUAGUAGUGGAAAUGUUCCUUUGAUUUCUGUCAUAGCUGCAGAUAUUGGUAGAUAG
This is a messenger RNA of Aspergillus pseudotamarii, 1476 nucleotides long. RefSeq lists its product as uncharacterized. Bases 1 to 1476 code for a protein of 491 amino acids. The record is from RefSeq and is a predicted model, not a curated record. Lineage: Eukaryota; Fungi; Ascomycota; Eurotiomycetes; Eurotiales; Aspergillaceae. The transcript is spliced from 2 exons.